UUUUUUUUGACAAUUUUCUCCAGGGGUUUUCGCCGAGGACGCGAAGCCUGUACCCAAAGAACCUCGGAUCGCUUCCCAAUCCAAAUCCUCCCUCCCCUCAGCACCAAUCCCCCAUUUCCUCCAAGAAAAAUCCCUCCUUUCCCGUCUUCUCUGGCGCUCUCGCGCUUCUCCACCGGUCCCUGUUUCGGCCGGAACCGAUCUCCUUCCGGCCGCCUCCGUCGUGGCUCCGGCCGCUGUAGAUGAGCUUUUGUUCUAGAAGAACAGAUUCCUCGAUCCCCGGAUGGUUCUUUCGCCGUUUUCGGUAUCGGGUUUUUGAGAAAUUUCUUAAUUUUCCUUCUAGGGGUUCAAUUCUUUGGUAUGGGCGACCUGCAGGCCUGGGUUCCGCAGUCGAACGGUGCGGCCGGGGAUGGCAACACCCAGACACCCUCGGCGCAGCAGUCGAACCCCGAGCCGUCAGCGAUCAGCGCCGAGGGCUGGCAGCAAGCCGAGCAAGCCACCCAGGAGGUGAUACAGUGCAUCCAGCCCACGGUGAUCUCGGAGCAGCGGAGGAGGGUCGUGGUGGAGUAUGUCCAGAAGCUGAUCCAAGGGUAUCUGGCAACCGAGAUAUUUCCAUUUGGAUCAGUUCCACUGAAGACAUAUCUUCCUGAUGGAGAUAUUGACCUGAUUGCACUUGGCAUGCCUAAUUCUGAAGAUGUUUUGGCCAAUGAAGUGCGUUCUGUUCUUGAAGUUGAAGAACAAAACAAGGAUGCUGAGUUUGAAGUGAAGGAUGUGCAAUACAUUCAUGCAGAGGUGAAACUUGUGAAAUGCAUUGUUCAGAAUAUUGUAGUAGAUAUCUCAUUCAAUCAGAUUGGUGGACUCUGUACGCUUUGCUUUCUUGAGCAGGUUGACAACCAAAUUGGAAGAGAUCAUCUAUUCAAGCGUAGCAUAAUACUGAUCAAAGCUUGGUGUUAUUAUGAAAGUCGCAUUCUUGGCGCUCAUCAUGGUUUAAUUUCUACAUAUGCAUUGGAAACUUUAGUGUUGUACAUCUUCCAUCUCUUCCAUAAAUCGUUGGAUGGCCCUUUAGUGGUUCUGUAUAGGUUUUUGGAUUAUUACAGCAAAUUUGACUGGGAUAACUAUUGCAUCAGUUUACACGGUCCAAUUCCUAUUUCUUCCCUUCCAGAGUUAGUGGCCGAGCCACCAGAAACUCACGAGAGUGAUUCACUGCUUAGUAAGGACUUUCUCAAAAAAUGUGUGGACAUGUUCUCAGUUCCCUUAAGGGGAUUAGAGAACAACUCUAGAACUUUUUCCCAGAAGCAUCUAAAUAUAGUUGAUCCACUGAAAGAGAACAACAAUCUUGGACGGAGCAUUAGCAAAGGUAACUCUUACCGCAUACGUAGUGCAUUUACAUAUGGGGCGCGAAAGCUUGGGAGGAUACUUCUGCUACCUCCUGAAAAUAUGGCAGAUCAGGUUACAAUGUUCUUCACAAACACACUAGAGAGACAUGGAAGUGGUGACAGGCCUGAUGUGCAAGGUGUAUUUCCCAGUCAUUCAGACAGUACCACAAUUGAUCAUGAUGGUCUUGGCUCUAUGUCAUCAGGCUUGAAGGUUGAAAAAUGCCACAAAAAUAAGUUAAUUUCAGGUUCAGCAACCACUAAUUCCUAUGAGCCACUGUCUGAGAAAAUUAAUAACAUCAAGAUUUCAGUCUUAGAGAAGGAGAAUGGAACCAGCACACAAGUAAGCAGACAUCCCUUGAAUCAACAUCUGGACACAGAUUGGCUGCAGAAGUGUCCCAAGACAGUACCAAAUAACACCAUGGAGGGCAAUGUUGUUUCAGGUAAACGUUUGGCUGGUGAUGCCAGAGAUCAUGCUACCAGAAGAGCCUCCGAUUUGAGAGCUGUGAAUGAAAAUUAUAAGGAUUCACCAUCAAGUAGUGAAACAGGUUCCUCACCAUCUGGAAAAGCUUAUCAUGCACCCCAUCUAUUCUUUCGUCCAGAAAAUGGUGCUCAAGGGGAGGCAAUUGAUCAAGCAAAUUCAACAAAUCAUGGUGCAAUGAACAAAGCGUUUACAACCAGGGCUCCAGCCCCUGAUGAGGAAUUUAUACGGUCAGACUUCUAUGAGACUGAGUCAUCAAGAAGUGGCAGAAGCAAUGUAGUUUCUAUGUCUGCUGGUUCAGUUGAUGGACCUCUGAAAUCAAGUUGCAAUACUUAUUUAUCAGAAGAUUCACAUCUGGCAGACCACUUGAUGGCAAGAAAUCAGAGAAUUGGAAAUAACAGAAGUCCAAAGUUGAAUGACUUAUCAGAUCUCGCUGGGGAUUAUGACAUGCAUAUUAGAAAUCUUCUAUAUGUGCAGGAAUGCCAAGAGUUCUUUAUGGGUGCUUCAUUUAUUCCACUUCAACAACUGCCCCCUUCCCAUUACCAUAACAAAAAUUCAUGGAAUACCUUCCAUCGACGGAAUACGUACACACAUAUGGGUGCAAAUGGGGCAAUCCCUGGGCCACCAUUUUCUCCUCCUGGUUGUUACCUGAUAAAUUCACCCAUAAUGUCUAGUGCAUAUGGCAUGGAAGAUCUCCCAAAACCAAGAGGAACAGGGACAUACUUUCCCAACAUGAGCUUCCGUUCAUACCGAGAAAGGCAGUCACCCAGAGGAAGGAAUUCAGCGCUUGCAAAUCACCAGCCAAGAUCCCGCAACAAUGGCCGAGUGGAAACAUCAACUGACAUGAACUUAUCAGAGGAGAGCAGUCAGGAACCCCCAUUACAGGCACAAGUUCCCAUCUUUAGUGGAAAUGGACGUGGGAAGCCAGCCCCCUUGGACGUAUCCCAGUUUCCACGUACUACUGCCUCAAGAGGUGGCUCCCAUGUUAAUGGGUUUGUAUAUCCACCAGAAGGAAAACUUGCAUUUGGAUCCUUUGGUGUUGUUCCAGUAGAAGUGUCCUCGCCGGAACGAGGCAGCAGAGUGGAAUCUUAUGGUACUCAGGGAUGUGGAUCAGCAAUCCCUGUUUCAACAGAGCAGAGACCUCAAAUGGGCAGAAAUCAUGAAAGGCCAACUCAACCAUAUCAGCUGAAAGAUGAAGUCGACUUCCCCCCUCUAGCCAGCUGAGCGUAGUGGAGUGUUUUUUACCCUGACAUGAAAUAUCAUAGGAAGAAGCAAAACAAAGAAAUGCUAAACGGUUGGAGAUACUUGCUGGAGCAGCAUCCUGGAGGUGUACAAAGGAGUAUUUCUCUGAUUGUUGUGAUGCAUUAGCAUUUUGUACAUUGUAAUAAUUUUUUGUUUUCUUAACCCUCAAGCCCACCCCAUCAAGGUGGCUGUAAACAGGUUGCCAAAUUUUUACCCUUUCUAGUUGAGCUUCAACCCCUUGCAGGCGGUGAAAACGCUAAUGUUUGAUAUCUGUUUGUUGUUGGAAUAGAUAAUCUUCUUGGAGAAAUCUGAGUGAUGAGUUCCUAUCA
Molecule: messenger RNA, 3422 nt
Organism: Elaeis guineensis (African oil palm)
Lineage: Eukaryota; Viridiplantae; Streptophyta; Magnoliopsida; Arecales; Arecaceae
Source: RefSeq, a predicted model, not a curated record